Rubroshorea leprosula is the source of this 796-nucleotide messenger RNA. The record is from the annotation of a GenBank genome assembly. Lineage: Eukaryota; Viridiplantae; Streptophyta; Magnoliopsida; Malvales; Dipterocarpaceae.
CCACAUUCUUAUUUUUUUGGCACAAAGAGAGACUGCUAAGACAUGGAGGAGGAUAUGGUUCUAACUAGAGUUCUACCUGGUAGUGCUAUAACCACAGGUGUUCUUAGUGUCUCAAAUCGGUAUGUUGUCGCACGCAUGCCUACAAUUGAAGACGGACAGAAUUCAGCAUUGAUGGUAGCAAGAGAUGCUCGUCAAGAAGGCGUCAUCCAUCUUUUCAACUUCAGAAUGAGGACGGAUGGAGGGUAUGCCAAGCAAACUCUAACUGGUAUGAAGCAAUUUUUUGACCUUCAUGAAUUGAAAGCUGGGGAUCGAAUUAUGAUCCAUCUUGUGGAAGAAGAACUGAGGUUAUUUGGAAUUGUCAUUCGUCAUGGAGUUUAUUCAAUUGAUUUUGAAGAGGGACCCGUGGCCUAAUUAAUUAGGGAUGUUUAUAUUGGAAUGUUUGUGGUUUUUUUUUUUUUUUUUUGUAUAUCUUUAUGUGUUGAUUCUCGUUGUUAUAAUCUGGUCUGUUACAUUUUACCAAAAAAAAAAAAAAUCUGGUCUGUUAAGUACGUUGAAAAAUGAACCCUUAGAUGGGGAGAGCCCUUUAUAGCCCAUCUAAGGGGUUUGUUUUGUUUGAAUGUUCUGUUGUUAGAAAAAAGAAAAAAAAAAAAAGAAAAAAAGAAGGAUGAUUGUAAAAUGUUCUGUUGAUGUAAUACAUUUUGAUGUGGAAUGUUGUUUUAGUUUUCUACUCCCUCUAUUCCAUUAUAUUAGUCAUUUUAAUCUUCUUCAUUAUUAUUAAGAAAAUGAUUAAUUAUUC